AUGGUUUCUUACUACCAAAUCGCCGGAAAGCAAGUUGGCUCCCACUACUUAGCUAUGGCAGUUCUCGGUUCGAUGGCUGGACUCGUCACUUUGUCCACUCGUGGUGGAUCUGCUGCAAAGAAGGAGUCAACUCCACCAAUUAACGCCAAAAGUCCAGAUGAGGAGAAAUACAUUAAGGACUUCAUGGCAAGCAUCGAGGGAAGCAAGAAUGGAAACAACGCAGACUUGACCAAGAAGGAUGCAGGAAGAUAAAGGAUAUAUCAUGAAUUGAAAAUGAGCGGCUGAACCUUUUUGCCAAUCGACUUCGCAGGUUCGGGUGUAAAUAUAGAAUGCGGUCAGAUCCCCAUUAAAUCGAGCAGACAUGCAGAUACCAUGUUAAGAUCUGAAUUCCACGUUCUUCCUUAUAUUCUCCACCCCCAUCUUCAUACCAAUUACC
Messenger RNA from Botrytis fragariae, 436 nucleotides. RefSeq lists its product as uncharacterized. The record is from RefSeq and is a predicted model, not a curated record. Gene Ontology annotation, biological process: proton motive force-driven ATP synthesis. NCBI's taxonomy places the organism in Eukaryota, Fungi, Ascomycota, Leotiomycetes, Helotiales, Sclerotiniaceae. Bases 1 to 252 code for a protein of 83 amino acids. The transcript is spliced from 3 exons.